AUGAUCUCGUGUGCUGAGCGGCGAAGCCGGCAGGGAGAGGCCGGCGGAGGCCUGGCCCCAGUGGCUCCCGCGUCCCUCCUGCUCCGGCUCCCCCGGGGCUGCUCUGGAAUCCUCUCCGUGCCUGCGGCUGCCAUGCACUCGGCUGCGCCUCACGGGGCUGAGACCCCGGUGAACAGGCAGGAAGAGAAGGACGCAGAGCUGGACCGGAGGAUAGUCGCUCUUCGAAAGAAGAACCAGGCCCUGCUGCGCAGGUACCAGGAGAUCCAGGAGGACCGCCGGCAGGCGGAGCAGGGGGGCCUGGCUGUGACCACGCCGGAGCUGCUGCCAGCCGACAGCCUCACCGUCACCAUCAGCCAGGUUCGCGGGGGGAAGCGGGUGGUCAGCCGGCACGGGGCGAGGAGCACCCUUGGGCCCGGAGCAGCCAAAGAGACGCUGGAGGAUGAGGAGGUGGGGGACCUCGCUGACGCUUUCUGCCUGGGGGAGCGGGUGGAGCUGGCCGUGACCAUGGAGAACAAAGCCGAGGCCAAGCGGAUCGUGAGUGAGAAGCCCAGAGCACGGGGCCAGGGGGCAGAGGGGCCGCCCGGAGAGGGCCUGGGCCGGAGCUCCUUCGCGCACGCGGCUGCCGGCGUGGAUUCUGCACGGAGGGGUGCCCGGGAGCCCCGGAAUGCAGGCCUGGGACGCCCGGCUCCCCGCCGGCCCGCGUGGGGGCCCCCGGACGGGGGCUGGGACUACGCGAAGUGGAAGCAGGAGCGGGAGGAGAUCGACCUGGCCCGCCUCGCCCGGCACAGGGAUGCACAGGGUGACUGGCGCCGCCCAUGGGACCUGGACAAGGCCAAGCCCACCAAGCCUCGGGACGAGGGCCCCGGCGGGACAGGCAGCGCCAGGGGUCCCAGGAGCCACCGGAAGCUGCAGCCCCCACCCCGGUCCCCUGACGGCAAAGGUGGUGCCGCUCGGGGCGGGCCAUCUGGCAGGCCCUUGGUGGCCCUGGCCCUGCACAGCAAAGCCCGCGGGACGGAGAGGCUGACCGGCAGGGCCCGCAGGUGGGAGACCAAGGAAGACCAGGAGGCGGUGGAGAGCCAGGAGGGAGGUGAAAGCACCAGCCAGACUCUGAAGGAGGAGGAACAGGCACAGGCCCAGGGCAGCACGGAGCAGGGCAGCCCCCCGAGCGCCCUGGCAGCCAGCCCCGCCCUGGCUUCCCCCACGAGGACCAAGGGGGAGUCAGAAGCUUCGGCAGCCAGUCCAGCCCCCGGCUCUCCACAGAACGCGGACCUGGCCCCCCUUGACCUCUCCCUCAGAGGCCCCGGGGGCCCCGGGCCUGGGAAGGACACGUGUCUGAGGCCGGGGGCCCGGGAGAGCCCUGUGUCCCCGGGGGAGGGUUCUGAGCGGCCUGUGUGUUUGGAUAACCCCCAGGCUGAGCAGGAAGCCCAGGCUUGCUCGGAGCCACAAAGAGGAGCAGGGCCCCUUGAGCCCAGGAGAGACAGGCCUGGCAGGGCUGGGGCCCAGCAGGGGCUGGCCCCGCGAGGCAGGCCCCCCCGAGGAGCAGGCCAACGAGCGAGGGGCACAGGAGGCGUGGGGAGUGGAAGAGGGGGCCCCAGCCCUGCGAGGAGAUGCUGA
Molecule: messenger RNA, 1614 nt
Organism: Pipistrellus nathusii (Nathusius's pipistrelle)
Lineage: Eukaryota; Metazoa; Chordata; Mammalia; Chiroptera; Vespertilionidae
Source: the annotation of a GenBank genome assembly